ACAAUAAUAAAUAAUGUAAAAAAGAAAGAAAAGAAUUGUACGAAACGAAAGAAAUCCGGCAUGGCUUCAAAAGUGAAAGUAUGGGCAACAAUCAUCUCUUUCACUGCUUCUAGAAUAUUCUUUUUCUUCAUUUUCUUCCAGAUUCCUCUUUUCAGAUUCCCAUGUAGAAUCGGUACAUGCACGACACCAAUGGAGCUAACAUCGUCACACUGGAUUGCAAGUGAAGUGAUUCCAUCAGGGGUAGUUAAGGCCCUCUUAUAUCCCGGUGCCGUAGGAAAAGCUAUUUUCAACAACAAGCCUAUUCCAAAGUACAGUAAACUACUUGAAGCAUACAAUAUGAAGAAUCUCAAACGAUACCCUAUAACAACUGAUUUACAACACAUCGAGGUUCUAGCAGGAAGCUAUUUGGCUGUGGCAGGAGCAAUAAUAGGUCUGGUUAAAUCAAGGAGGUUGGGCCUUUUCGGUAUGCUUUUGUUAAUUUGGGGACUUUACAAGGACCCCCGUUUAUCAAAAGAACAUCCGUCUUAUAAAUAUUACAAAAAUGCCAUCUCUAUCUACUACCCGACAAUGUCAGUCACGGUCCUUUCCGCCUUCUUUUCUAUAAAAGAUGAUGUUAGAAAGAUCGUUUCUUGUUUCAAGUGGACCUUUGUAAAGUCCAAAUACAAAUGAAGAACCUUUUUACUGCCAAACAAAACAACAUAGCGAGUCAGAAAGGAAGAAGCAUGACAGAGUGUAGAUGGGGUACACGAAACUUAUUUUUGUAGUAGCUUAACAUCAUUGUAAGUGUUGUUUCCUGAACUAGAUUAAUAAUAUCAUGAUCUGAUUAUCUUUAGAUAUUCUAAUCUUGUAUUGUUUGUGGUUCAUGAAAGAUCGUGUUUCUUAGAUGUCCCGUUUUUGUUUUGGUCAACGGGUCGGUAGAUGUUGAAAUAUAUUGCCCUAAGUGGAGUUUAAUUUUC
Molecule: messenger RNA, 956 nt
Organism: Helianthus annuus (common sunflower)
Lineage: Eukaryota; Viridiplantae; Streptophyta; Magnoliopsida; Asterales; Asteraceae
Exons: 3
Coding region: 61-669 (202 amino acids)
Source: RefSeq, a predicted model, not a curated record